AUGCGGCCGCAGGCGGUGCUGACGGUGCUGCUGGUCAUGCUCGAGACGUUCACGUCUUCUGAAUAUUCUGAAGCUUCGGGAGGGAGCUCUGAGAUGACUACCCCGACCAAGGCUGAAGUAGUUGGAAUGACGACAGAGAUUAGAAGACAUCGAGAAGAGCCGCAGGGGCCUGGAAGAACCGAAGAAGCAUUGCUGACGUCUUCUGAAUAUUCUGAAGUUUUGGGAGGGAGCUCUGAAAUGUCCCCGACGUCCUCUGUUAAGGCUGAAGUAAAUGGAGUGACGUCAGAGGUUGGAAGACGUCGAGAAGAGCCGCAGAAGCCUGGAAGAUCCAAAGAAGCAUCGCUAACGUCUUCUGAACAUUCUGAAGCUGUCGGAUUGCCGUCUGAGGCUUGGAGACGUCAGGAAGACCUAGAAAGGUCGAUAGAACCUUCUGAAGCUUCUGGAUCUGAAAAAGAGAAUCUGAGCUCUGAACCGACCGUAUCUGCAGCCCGGAGAAGUCCUGAAACCCCUGCAACCUUCUGGAGACGUCGACAGGAACCUCAGAAGUCGAGUCUAGAAUCAGAUUCUUCACCAGUGACGUCAUCAACUUUCCAAACACCGUCUUCUGAAUCUUCUACGAAGUCAACUCUUCCUAGAACUUCCCACCAAAGAAUGAAAAGAUCAUCGAACCUUCAACGCCCACGUCGCCACCGUCUACGACUCCAGAAAGACCUCCGAAGACGUCGACGUGACUACGAUCCUGCCGAUGACGACGACGACGACUAUGACGAAGACAUGGCCGCUUUGGCCCGUGGCGACGACGACGAGGAGCUGGAGGAGGAGGAGAAGCAGCUGACCUGGAUGAAUCCUGAACAUCCGGAACGACGUCCAGGACGUUUCAUCGGCGAGGAGCAGACCGAGUUCGUCAGGACCGAGUAUACCGAUGCGGCCUACAAGAAGCUGAGGACGUAUAGUGAGUUCUUUCAUUAUGAUUUUGUCAUAGAGCAGGGGGGAAAAGCUCUAGAUGUGACUCUGAGGGUUGAGGGUUCGAUUCCGCUCGGUGGAGAACUUUUUUGCCGUUCUUUUUUUUGA
This is a messenger RNA of Caenorhabditis auriculariae, 1071 nucleotides long. NCBI's taxonomy places the organism in Eukaryota, Metazoa, Nematoda, Chromadorea, Rhabditida, Rhabditidae. The record is from the annotation of a GenBank genome assembly.